GAUAGACUGGACAGUCAGUUGCAAAUCAUCUGCCUUGAAGCCAAGUAGUGAACUAAUUUUCGUUAUUUAAAUUUUAAAUAAAAAUAAAUGUUUUUAAGUUUUGCGAGAAACGCGUGUUUGCUGAUUGGCCUAUGUGCGGUAGCAAAUACCGAUUCCUUAAUAGCAUAUGGCGCAUGUAAAAACCACCUUCAAGAACCGGGCAUUUGUAUCAAACUCGCAGAAUGCUCAUACAUACUAAACAUGUUAACUACCAAUCUGACUGAGGAAACACGACAUUUCAUGAACAAGAGCCAGUGUGGUCAUGAUAGUUCGCAAGAUUCCCUUGCGAAAAGAAUACUGGUUUGUUGUACUGAACGGCCUCAUAAUAGAAAAGGGGAAACAGUGCCGGGUAAUAUAUUACCCAAACCAGGCGAAUGUGGAACAAUGUUGUCAAAUCGAAUACUUGGUGGAAAUACAACCGAAAUUGAUGAGUUUCCAUGGAUGGCUUUAAUACAAUACAAGACUGCUCCCGAUGCUUUUGGUUUCUAUUGUGGUGGUAGUCUUAUAAACUCACAUUAUGUCCUAACAGCGGCCCACUGUAUCAAGAAUUUAAAUAUUCCAAGCCACUGGGAGCUCUAUGCUGUGCGUUUGGGAGAAUGGGAUCUAAGGCAAGAUCCAGACUGUGUUGUAGAUACUCGUGGACGCAGAGACUGCUUUGAUCCCUAUACCGAUAUUCGCAUUGAUUAUGCUAUUGUUCAUCCGUCGUAUAUACCAACAUCGCUGUAUAAAUUUAACGAUAUUGCCCUCAUCCGUCUUGUGGACAGUGUAACACGUUUGACGCACUUUACACCAAUCUGUUUGCCUGUGGCCAAGAGCAUUCGCAGCAAAUUAUUUACAAAUCAAGUUAUGGAAGUGGCGGGUUGGGGUGCAACCGAAAAUGGUACAAACAGUCCGAUCAAGUUAAAGAUUAAUCAAAAAGUGUGGAAUGCAACACGUUGCAAGCGGACAUAUCACUCCCACGGAAUGGCCAUAAAUUCGAACUUUCAAAUGUGUGCUGGCGGCGAGGAGGGUGUCGAUACGUGUUUUGGCGAUUCUGGUGGCCCUUUAAUGGUAACGGAAAGAAUUGAUGAUAGCAAUGUAUAUUUUGUUGCCGGUCUUGUAUCCUACGGACCCCAACCAUGUGGACUGAGCGGUUGGCCCGGUAUCUAUACCAGAGUUGGAAGUUAUAUGGAUUGGAUAAUUGCUAAUUUAUUGCCAUAAAUAAGUGUGAUUUGUGACAUGCUUUAACAAUUUGAGAUUUCUUUAUAUAUAUUUAUAUAUUUUUUUAAAACAAUUAAUUUAGGCAAUAGAUACACUGUGAAUAAAUUUAAAGAUUACAUAA
Musca domestica (house fly) is the source of this 1360-nucleotide messenger RNA. Its product is annotated as serine protease easter-like. The record is from RefSeq and is a predicted model, not a curated record. Lineage: Eukaryota; Metazoa; Arthropoda; Insecta; Diptera; Muscidae. Gene Ontology annotation, biological process: proteolysis. Bases 88 to 1239 code for a protein of 383 amino acids. Gene Ontology annotation, molecular function: serine-type endopeptidase activity. The transcript has 4 exons.